AUGGAAAAACUAUUCAGAAACCGAGAGUUGAAUGUUAGCGUGAGAACUGUUAAGAGUGGUGAGGAGGUACUGUUUUAUGCAAAAGAUGUGGCAGAAUCUCUAGGGUACUCGAACACAAAAAAAGCAAUUAGAAAUCAUGUUUGGGAAGAGGAUAAGUGCACUCUAGGGUCCAUCCAAAAGGGGUCCCUCGAGGGACCCCUUUUGAAAGGGCAUCCUGGUUCCACUUUAAUUACAGAACAGGGUUUGUACCAGUUAAUUUUCGGAUCAGAGCUUAACACAGCAAAGGAGUUUAGGAGGUGGGUAUUUAGUGAAGUCUGCCCAUCUAUCCGUAAAACAGGAUCUUAUAACUUACCAGAUAGAAGGUCACUUAGAUAUAACCAAAUAAUCCUUAUAAACGAAACGGACCUUCAUCACAUAGUUGUGAGUUACAUCAGAGAUAACUACCCAGAGGCCAUAAUAGUACCUGGUCUAGGUGAGUAUCAGGACACAGUGUUAAAGAGAUGUGAUGCCUGGAAGAAGGGAUAUAAAGGUGGUCAACCAGAUCUUAUCAUAGAGAAUCCUAUGGGGAAGUACAAAGGAUUUUCUAUUGAAUUUAAGUCUCCUAAGGGCACUGGAGUUAUAAGUGAGAAUCAGGAUAUAUGGUUUAGGAAAUUGAGGGGAAUAGGGUACAUGACAAUGUUAUCAGAUGAUCUGGUAAAGACUUGUAUUAGAAUUAACGAAUACUUCUCACUUAAGAAGACUGUAAGGAAAGUUGUAGUGAAGAAUAUAGUUAGUGAUAUAAAGACGUACAGACCAAGGUUUGAUUCAGGUAAGUAUUGA
Molecule: messenger RNA, 819 nt
Organism: Paramuricea clavata
Lineage: Eukaryota; Metazoa; Cnidaria; Anthozoa; Malacalcyonacea; Plexauridae
Source: the annotation of a GenBank genome assembly